CCAACUUUCAAACGUACGUUACAACAACGAACUGAAAAUGGCGAAAAUGAUUUUUCUGAUUUUCGUUGUUUUUCUUCCGAUCGCCGCUCUUAGUGAAGCGAUCUGUUGUGAUUCGAUAAAGUCACUAGUGGAGAAGAAGAUUGAAGCGAACAAAACAUUAUGCGGUGCUGGAAGCACACUGCCUCCUCAGUGUUGCAAAGAUAUUGCAAAUAUGGUUAAACAAUUUGUUGAUGCAUAUGAAGCAUUUUGUUUGAAUAUUAGUAAGUACUAAGUAUAAGUUAGUUGACGUCCACCGAAGCACGUAAACGAACGUAUAUCAGUGUCGUAAGAAUCUGAUUUCUAAUUGGUUAUUCAUAUAAUAAUAUGUAUGCAUAUUGCUUGUUAAAAUUAAACGACGAAUUGACUACACCCUACAGGGUGUGUAAAAAAAGUAGACAAUUUGUUAGCACUGCUAACUUUGAAUAUCUUACUACGCUACUGUUGUGACAGUCGGAUCAUGUUUUGCGUGUCGUGUUUACUUACACUUAGCUGAAAACUGCGAUACCCAAAAUUAGCCCCCAAAAUAAAACCCGUUCCGCCGCAACUGGAGUCAGACCUUUGAAAAGUUGGUCAAAAUGGUCAGCAAAACUGUGUCCGCCCCCCCCCCCCCCCAUAUUAAUAUUACCGACCGUUGAUACAAGCAUGUAUUAACUAACUCGUGUUCAAUGGAGGUUUGAUCUAUUAAUUCUUCAAUUGCCGCUUUGAUGAUGAGCAUAUAAAUUGGAAAUAACACAUGGAGAAUAUUUGAAAGAUUUAUAAAUAUACUAGAUAUGAAAUAAUUAGUAAUAAUAAUAUCAGUAAUAAUAAAAGUUUGCAGACUGAAAUCCCAAUGCCAUGCAAUUAACACCAAAAUUAGAGCCAUAUAUUUCUGCAGUGUAAUGGCAAAUUAUCUAUUUUAUUCAAGCUUCAUGUACAGAUCCCAAAGCAUUAGGAAUGAGAAGUGGUAAAAUACCAGAUGAUGCAAUCACGGCGUCAUCUACUUAUUCCGGCAGUUACAAACCUAGCUAUGCAAGACUGACAAAGGUAGGUUCUAGCUGCUCUUGGACACCUACUGCAGCAGGGAGAAUUGGCUCGUGGCUUCAGGUUGAUCUGGGACAACUCUCCACAGUGACAGGAAUAGCAACCCAGGGAACAUGCUAUUCGUCGACUGAAUGGGCAACGUCGUACUCGGUUUCAUACAGCAAUGAACCCAAUUCAUGGACACUUUACGAAGAAUCAGGAAAUGUAAAGGUAAGUCAGCGCAUCAAUCUUGUAUGAUGAAAUUUUACAAUACACGGAUUCAGAAGUUAAUAGAAAGGCGCGUGAACACUGGCAUUUUUGGCUGCGUUUUCUAAUGCGAAUUUCUUCUUCUGAUAAUAAAUAAUAACAAUAAUAGUGAUGUAUAUCGAAACUCUCUUGCACCAUUUACAGUGAAUUAACGAGUCUAAAGUGUUCCUAAAACUAUUUGUACAAAAAUGAACGAGGACAUAUGACUGUUAAAACUAUGUAUAAACAUUAAAAAUAUUUAAAAGUAAAAAAUUAUUCUGAUCUUAAAGUUCUGCGUCUGACUGUGUCUUCAAACAAAACAGUAUUGUUUUGCCCACUUCGUAGGCUGUACGUGCAUUCGCUCAUCUUAAGUUUUGGGAGCAUAAAGUGCAGACGAUGAUCCUCCUUCUUCAUUUUAAUCAUGUAAACGAGUAGAUGAGUUACGAAUGUCCUGAGUAUUGAUAACUCGUUCACAUGCAUCGGAACUCGAAAAUCGCACUAGAAAUCGCAGCAAUAAAUUGCAAGUGUUUAUAAACGGGCCUUAAUAAGUGCACAAAAAUUUGUCCGCUUAGGCCUGUUGUACUCUGGAAACUCGCCUGAGUGGGAUAAAUUAUUGAAACCUCAUCUGACUUUUUUUAAUUUAGGUUUUUCAAGCAAACACCGAUCGAAGUUCCAUCGUUACCCACUCAUUUAAAUCUCCUAUUCGUGCUCGGUACAUUCGUGUGUUGCCAAAAUCGUGGAGCAAUUAUCCUACAAUGAGGCUCGAGCUUUACGGUUGUCGCCACUAGUUUGCAUGUAAUUAAUACAUGCAUGCAUUUUUAUGUUACAGAUCUGUGUUUUCCAGUAAUAAUUGCUAUAUAUGUAAUGCAUGGUUACUUUUUCUUUGUAAUAUGUUUUGUUAUUGUAAUGAUAAUAAAUUGUAGCUUGGCCAAACUGGCAUGCAAGGGUAGACUGAAUUCGUUCAUUGAAGACUUAUCAGAUGGUGGUAAAGGGUAAAUUCGUGAAUUAGCCG
This is a messenger RNA of Paramuricea clavata, 2296 nucleotides long. NCBI's taxonomy places the organism in Eukaryota, Metazoa, Cnidaria, Anthozoa, Malacalcyonacea, Plexauridae. The record is from the annotation of a GenBank genome assembly.